AGGUGGGAGGUGUUUACUGUUAUUUUGACGCUGAACCGCUCUGACACUAUGGACAACAAGGCCUGCUUGUUUUCAAGUUCCUAACCAGUGGCUUUAACGGGAACAUGUCGCUUUGGGGACAGUUACUUCCCUCCAGCAGGAAGCAGGCCGGAGAUGAGGGGCUUGAAGUAGACCAAAACGGGAGGCGGAUAUGAAGUGGAGCCCGUAAAUAAAACAUGAAAGCAUCUCUACUCUUCAUAGAAGCUUUGUAGCAUCACCGAGGAAUGAACGGAAGAGAUGGGAAAAGUGAUUUAAAACGAAAACUUUACUUAGGAAACAUUUUUAUAUAAGCGAGUGAAGCUCCCGUUAGGACUACCGGAAGGCUGCGGAGCUGAGCCCCUGCUCUGGAGCCACACAUCCCGCUUGGAAGCAUAGGAUGGUGCCGAUGAUGUGUGGGCCUGUGAAGAUCCGCCAUUUAUGACGGAAAAUUGAUUGACUUAUUAGUGGAAUCUUUUUGGUACAGCCAGGGUGUUGUAAGCCCCAUCUGAUUCCUUCUGUGAAAGAUGAAGUAAUGCUGAGGCUGGCUGAAGCACUGAUGAAUACAACAGAAGGCUGUUGAGGCAGAAGGGAAACCACACAGGUUUUGGCCCCCUUCUCUGUGUGGAUUACCCUGUCAAUACCCUCCUCCACCUAGACAGAUGAUUCUGGUCUUCUUUUCUUUCUUCAGUUCCCACCUCAGCUACCUUCAUCCAGUUCUCUAGCCAUAAUGGGGUUAUGGAGGAGUCACAUGCCUUAUGAGCUUAGAAAGACCACAGUUUGGUUCCUGACUUCCAGACGUUUAUGACAAUGGAACAGUGGUGCACAUACUGACAUGAAGCUUGAUAUAAGGGGUCAAUAAAAGUGUCAGAUAGAGCGCGCCACCACUGUUUUAAUUUCAUGUGACCAUCUGAAUGAGUGGAACCUGAGAAUUCUUCCUUUCCCAAAGGAAAACCACUUGCACUAAAGAAAUCUUUGUUCAAGGAAUCCUAAUCUGGAGUUGCCCUGCUUCAAAAUCUUCCUUAGUUUCAGUUGCUGACAACUCUUAUCUCCUUUUUUCUCUUGACGUCACCCCACCAACCUCCAUCAUUCGUCCAUCCCUUACAACCGCGGUCCUCCCCCCUCGCCCCCGUCCCCAGUCAUCAUCCAACUCCUCUGCCCCAUCCUCCCCUUUUCACCAUCAACACCACCCUCAAUCCCACCACCACCUUCUCUCCUUGCCUCCUGCUUUCCCCUGCGCACCGGCCGUGGGCAUGGCAGCGGCCGCAACUGCCUCGGCCUCUUCUUCGUCCCCGCCGCUCCCAACAUCCUCAGAUCCUAACGGCAGCGCCCGUGAGCACCUGCUGGCUGUCCGUCGACGUGCACCGCACAGUCGGCCAUACACAGUGGGGCCGGACAACCUCGGGAGUCUUCAAGUCGCAACUGGGUCCUCCUCUUCAACAUCCUCGACUACGUCCUCGUCCGCUGUGUCGUCCGUGGCCCAGCUGGAAUCACCCGGGGUGGGACUGCAGAGGGCCAAUAGUGACACCGACUUGGUGACCUCUGAAAGUCGCUCAUCACUUACUGCAUCUACAUACCAACUGACUCUAGGCCAAGGCCACCUGGUGAUCUCAUGGGACAUAAAGGAGGAAGUGGACGCCACAGACUGGAUCGGCCUGUAUCACAUCGAUGAGACAUCUGUGGCCAACGUCUGGGAGUCCAAGAACCGUGGAAUAAAUGGUACCCAGAAGGGACAGGUUUUGUGGAGACUGGAGCCUGAGCCCUACUUUAUGGAGACUGAGACAAAGAUCUGUUUCAAAUAUUAUCAUGGUGUAAGUGGAGCAUUAAGAGCAACAACUCCUUGCAUCACUGUGAAAAACCCAGGUGUGCCGGUGAGAGCUGAAGGCCAAGUGGAGGACCAGUCAGGAAGUGAGCAUUGUCGAAAACUUGUCAGCUUCACCCUGUCAGGCAUUCGGGCAGUGGGGUUGAAGAAGGGGAUGUUUUUUAACCCCGACCCAUACCUGAAGAUGUCCAUCCAGCCCGGGAAAAGGAGUGGCCUCCCCAAAUUCACACACCAUGGCCAGGAAAGGCGCUCCACCAUUAUAGCCAACACCAUCAACCCUGUGUGGCAUGGGGAGAAGUACACCUUCGUGGCUCUGAUGACUGAUGUGUUGGAGAUUGAAGUGAAGGAUAAGUUUGCCAAGAGCCGACCAAUCAUCAAGCGCUUUCUGGGUCAGCUGAUCAUCCCCGUGCAGAGACUUCUUGAGGGGCCAACAGUUGAGGAUCAUCAGGUCAGCUACAACUUGUGUCGCCGCCUCCCAACGGACAACGUCAGUGGCCAGCUUCAGUUCAGAGUGGACAUCACUUCCACUGGACAUGAAGAAGCCUCCCCAGAUGCUGUUGGAACCAUCCUAGGCAGCGGAGACCCCGGCAGCCCGUCUGAUGAUGAAGACCUCCCCCAAGCCUCCUCAUCCUCCCGCGUCACGGGUGGACCUUCCCCCACAGGUUCUGAUGAUGGCCCCUUGUUGGUGAAUGGCAUUUGUUGCUACGGAGAUGACAGUGUGUGGCAUGAGCCUGGACACAUGAGAGGGGGUGACCUGCCCUCUGCUAUUUUGGAGGUCCACACUCAUCGACAGGUGUCCCUCAAUGACUACCUCGAUGCCCUCGAGGUCCACACAGGUGCCGGCGACCUUCAUUUGGUGGCACCUUUACCAAAACUCCGGUCCAGCUUUCCAACUGACACACGGCUCAAUGCCAUGCUACACAUUGACUCAGAUGAGGAUGAGGAUACAGCAGGGCAGCACAGAGACCAAUCACAGGAGACGAGGACAGAACAGAGGACGGACUCUCCAAGCAAGUCAGCUGCACUGCAGAAUGAGGGUUUAAAGGAACACACUGGGGCUGGAGCAGAGCAAGGUUCUUCUGCUCAGCUUUGUAUCGAGGCUAUAGAGCCCGAAAAUGAAGGAGCAGCAGGGGAAGGGGAAAACAGAGGCUCUGCUCUAACCGGAGCAUGUGUAGGUGGGGCCGAAGGAGCUGCUGGAGCAUUAGCUGAGGCUGCACAGGUGACCUCCGCAGCUGUCAGCUCAUCCCAAAUGCUUGGAGUUGAGGCUGCUGCAGCCGGUCCACAGGGGGAUUCUCUACCGGAAUGUUCCUGUCAGGAGCAGAGCAGCAGGAUAGGAACCUGUAACCCCUCACAUGGUCCUCUUUCACCCAUUCAAGAGGUUGAAGCCAGAAAAGAACUGGCUCCAAAGGCAGAAGAGGAAGGGGGAGAGUCAUCCAGCAGCGAGGCAAAUGGGCCGGUUGGAGCAUCUGCUCCGAGCAGUGCUGUUCUCAUUGGAGGAAGUUCUGAAGCUUGCAUGAGGGCCGAAGGUGGGGACGAAGAAGGGAGGCAGAAAGGAGCAGAGAUGUGGAGGAGGCAGUCCAUGCAGGCAUCUGGAGGCCGGGCACUGAACCAGGAGGGGUCCGAGGCCAGAGUGACUGACAGCAGGACAUUGUUAGGCGAUAGAGAGAUUGGGGCCACAGCUCAGGUCAACGGCCAUCAGUCUGUUCGAUCCCUGCCCUCUGUCCGUCAUGACAUCAGCCGCUAUCAGAGAGUAGAUGAGCCUCUGCCACCUAAUUGGGAGGCUCGCAUCGACAGCCACGGACGCAUCUUCUAUGUGGAUCACGUGAACAGAACAACAACCUGGCAGCGACCAACCGCUCCCCCCGCCCCACAGACUCUCCAGAGGUCCAGCUCCAUACAGCAGAUGGAACAGCUGAACCGCAGGUAUCAGAGCAUCCGAAGGACGAUAACAAAUGACAGCAGACAGGAGGAGCAGCCGGCCAGUGAGCUGCUUGGGGAUGAGACUGACAUGCACCCCUCUGUUCCAGAGCUCCGGAGGGACAACAGCGUGACUCAGGCCAGUUCCAGGUCUCGCAUCUCCCUGCUGCUGCAGUCCCCCAGCGCCAAGUUCCUCACCAGCUCUGACUUCUUCACUGUGCUGCAUUCCAACCCUAGUGCCUAUCGCAUGUUCACCACCAACACAUGUCUGAAGCAUAUGAUCAGUAAGGUUCGUAGAGAUGCGCACCACUUUGAGCGCUACCAGCACAACCGCGACCUGGUGGCUUUCCUCAACAUGUUUGCGAACAAACAGCUGGAGCUGCCCAGAGGCUGGGAGAUGAAGCACGACCACAGUGGCAAGCCUUUCUUUGUGGAUCAUAACUGCCGUUCUACCACCUUUAUUGACCCUCGGCUACCUGUUCAGAGCUCUCGGCCUAGCCUUAUAGCUCACCGCCAACAUCUGACCCGGCAACGCAGCCACAGUGCUGGGGAGGUCAGCCCACGGCAACUGGUGGGUGAAGACACGCGACAUCCUGGUCCUCCUGUCUUGCCGCGACCAUCAAAUACUUUCACUUCAGCUAACAGGGGUCAGUGCCAGGAGGUUGUCCCUGUGGCUUACAAUGACAAGAUCGUGGCUUUUCUUCGACAACAAAACAUCUUUGAGAUUUUGCAGGAGAGACAGCCUGACUUCAGUAGAAACCAUGUACUCAGGGAGAAGGUCCAGCUGAUCCGUACAGAUGGAGUGUCAGGACUGACCCGACUGUCAGGAGAUGCUGACCUCGUCAUGCUGCUGAGUCUGUUUGAAGAUGAAGUGAUGUCCUACGUGCCUCCUCAUGCCUUACUUCUCCCCAGCUAUUGCCAGUCACCUCGGGGAUCCCCCGUUUCCUCCCCACAGAACUCACCAGGAACUCAGCGAGCCAAUGCCAGAGCCCCAGCUCCUUACAAGAGAGACUUUGAGGCAAAAUUGCGCAACUUCUAUAGGAAACUUGAAACUAAAGGCUAUGGCCAAGGCCCUGGGAAGCUAAAGCUGAGUAUCCGUCGGGACCAUCUCUUGGAAGAUGCUUUCAACCAGAUCAUGUGCUACUCCAGGAAAGACCUCCAGCGCAGCAAAUUUUAUGUCAGCUUUGUCGGGGAGGAGGGCUUGGACUACAGUGGGCCUUCUAGGGAGUUCUUCUUCUUGGUUUCCAGGGAACUUUUCAACCCAUAUUAUGGUCUGUUCGAAUAUUCCGCCAAUGACACCUACACUGUCCAGAUCAGCCCCAUGUCAGCCUUUGUAGACAAUCACCAUGAAUGGUUCCGCUUCAGUGGCCGCAUUCUGGGUCUGGCUCUGAUCCAUCAAUAUCUGCUGGAUGCCUUCUUCACCAGACCCUUCUAUAAAGGCCUUCUGCGCAUUCCCUGUGACCUGAGUGACCUGGAGUACCUGGACGAGGAGUUCCACCAGUCUCUCCAGUGGAUGAAGGACAAUGAUAUAGAAGACAUGCUUGACCUCACCUUUACUGUCAAUGAGGAAGUGUUUGGACAGAUCACAGAACGGGAGCUGAAGCCUGGCGGAGGGAACAUCCCAGUGUCGGAGAAGAACAAGAAGGAGUACAUCGAGCGGAUGGUGAAGUGGAGGAUAGAGCGCGGAGUGGUCCAGCAGACUGAAAGCCUGGUCAGGGGCUUUUAUGAGGUGGUGGAUGCCAGGUUGGUGUCUGUGUUUGAUGCCAGGGAGCUGGAGCUGGUCAUUGCUGGCACUGCUGAAAUUGACUUAUCAGACUGGAGGAACAACACAGAAUAUAGAGGAGGUUACCACGACAACCACAUUGUGAUCCGGUGGUUCUGGGCUGCAGUGGAGAGGUUCAACAAUGAGCAGAGGUUACGACUCCUGCAGUUUGUGACGGGAACAUCGAGCAUUCCAUAUGAAGGCUUCGCUUCACUGCGAGGCAGCAACGGACCCCGCAGGUUCUGUGUGGAGAAGUGGGGGAAGAUCACUUCACUGCCCAGAGCUCACACCUGUUUCAACCGUCUGGACCUGCCACCAUACCAGUCCUUCUCCAUGCUGUAUGAGAAGCUGCUGACCGCUGUGGAGGAGACCAGCACCUUUGGGCUGGAAUGAGACGCUGUCUUCGUCUGUCCACUUGGCCAGUUUUUAGCAGCACUUUUUAUCCUACUGUUGGUAAAGAGAUGAGGCCAUUUUAGAAGAAAAGACAAGUGUAGCAUGACUGCUCAUUGGUCGGCCUUCAGUGUCUCCAACACCGGUUUUUACUCUAAGGAUAACUGACAGCUUUUAUUGGUAAAAACUCAAUGAACCAGUUUUAAAGCAUGCAUUUAAAAAGCACCAAUUCUUGACUGGUAGUGUUUAAUGAUUGGUUCGUAGGUAAGGCCUCAGCCAGUAAGAGAAAGAAAGACUGAUUAGCAAAGAUUGUGUGCUUAGCCUCAGAAUCACAAUUUCAAAUUGGAACUGACCUUUUGAAAUGACCCCACUGUAGAGGUUAAUGCUUUCUGUUGCACCUUCGCUUAUUUCACACACUUUCACCUGUAAGACAAGACAAAUGAAGCCCUACACUGCCUUCUGGAUUGACCUCUGACCUGCCAAGACCUGACCAUACACAGACCUAUUUUUACACAACUGUUUUUCUUACAAAAGCUAAGCUAACUGAUCUUGCUUUUUUUUAAGUUUGGAUGGAUCUUCAAAAAACCAGAACACCCAUCUUAAGCAGCUCCAAUCACAGUACCCUCUUGUGGUCCAGUUGAGAAACUGAACAUGUAGAUAAUGCGGUUAUUCUCUUUUCUCUUUAAUUUCAAGUAACAUUCGUGGGGGUUUUUCAAUGGACUUUGAAGCUAAGAGCUGAUUUUGGAGUCUAGUUAGGAGCUUUUGUAUUAAAUUCCAGUAUUUUCAUUGACAACAGGUGAUUUUUUUAAUGGUGGAAUGGAGGCUUUUUGUGAUCUGAAUGUAACUAACCUUAAUAUGUAGAUUAUAUGGAGGGAUUUUUCUGUCAGAUCUGCAUCGAAAUAAUUUAAAAAAUCAAAGUAAAACCUACUUUCACUUCUUAGGUUUAAAACUGCCCCCAUGCAUCAUCCAAUGCAUUCUAACACAUACCAUAAUGAUCUGUGAUUCGAUCUUUAACAAAACAAAGCCAGAAUGCUGAAGCUGCUGGAAAAAACCUUUAAUCCUUGCACAGGAAUAACGAGGAGAAGCUACAGUCAGAUACAGCUAUUUAUGUAUAAGGUGGGAGUGUGUUCAUACACCAGCAGUCAGGGGAGUCACUGCUGCUGUCUGGCAAUCUGAUGAUCACAAGGCUAUUUCCAAACUACACUGUUACUCAUAAAGGUGAAAUUAUUUUGUUUUCAAACAGUUUUCACUCGAUCAAAAACAUAUUUCUUUAAUUUUUAAAUUCACAGUCAACCAUUUCAUGAGAAGGAUUAAAAACAUUAUUUCCAGCUUUAAGAGCAACCGUAUAUUUGAAAUCCAUCGUUCUGCAGAGAGAAAGAUUUUCCACAAUUGAAAAACCUUCAAGAAAUAUGGCUACUUUCGCAGAACUACAGCAAAAUAAAAAUAAAAAAUCAUUUUACAGACGUUUUAGAGAUCAUGACAGGAGAAGAAGAAGAGUGAGGCUGAAGAAGAAAUCCCCUCCAAAAGGAAAGAUCGUCAAGACUUAGGUUUCCAAAGUCACAACUGAAUGAAGCGCAUAUGAGACCAAAGUAAAGAGAUUUGGGAAACCAGACACAGCAUAUCAGCACAUACAUUACAUCCCACCUGUCAAGCACGGUGGUGGAGGGCUGAUGAUCUGGGCUUGUUUUCAGCCACAAAGACUUAGCCGUAACUGAGUUGAUCAUAAUUCUCCUCACAUGUUAGGCUGGGUUCAUCUUGAAGACAGUAAUGCUGUAAAGCAAAGUGGGCCAGAAUCACUCCAGAUCCAUAUGAGAGACCGAGGGACUUGAACAUAUUGCAGCUAAAGGUGGCUCUACAACCUGUUGGCAUUUUCACUUUGUUGUUUAAAAAUGAUGGACAUAAGUUAAAGAUCACAUCUUAUUCAUCUGAGGCUGUAUUGAUGCAUUUUUACAUUACACUAUUAAAUCUUAAUUACUUUUAAUGUUUACCAACCACUGGCAAACUUAAAAGCAGUUUUUUGUUGCACCAAGAAGUUCAAUAAAGGAGCAUGGAGGUCGGGAGUCCCCUGUUGAAAUCAAGUAAAAACCUGAAAAAUGGGCUUCAUUUUUCUAUUUUUCUCUCAGAGCUUUUGGUUGAGAUUCUGGCCCAGUUGCUCCUCCCCUUACGCCAAAACAAUGAAGGAGACAAGUUCAACAAACACUUAUUUAUUCAAUGUGUUUUCUGUAGAAUGUCUUGAAGUAACUGAGUCACAUUGACCCACAGCUGCUGUGUGUGUUUUGUACCAUGUUAAAUGUGGGGUGGGUAAAUGGGUCCCAGGUGGUCUGAUGGCUGUCACAAACUGGAAAAGACCCUGGUGACGGCUGGGGGUGGGGCUUCAGCUGCAGUGUGGGGUGCAAAAUUAUUCAAACCUGUUGAACCUUUCUAACAUUGCAUCCACAAACUUUAAUGUAUGGUGAAGCGACAGAACUAAGCGAAGUAGUUGUGAAAUGGAAGGAAAAUGAUGCAUGAUUUUCCAAAUAAUGUGACAUAUGUAUUCAGCUACCUUUAUUCUGAUGCCCCUGAAUAAAAUGCAGUGCAAACAGUU
Messenger RNA from Girardinichthys multiradiatus, 8490 nucleotides. It is a transcript of the gene hecw2b, whose product is annotated as HECT, C2 and WW domain containing E3 ubiquitin protein ligase 2b. The record is from RefSeq and is a predicted model, not a curated record. NCBI's taxonomy places the organism in Eukaryota, Metazoa, Chordata, Actinopteri, Cyprinodontiformes, Goodeidae. Gene Ontology annotation, molecular function: protein binding; ubiquitin-protein transferase activity. Bases 1269 to 5909 code for a protein of 1546 amino acids. Gene Ontology annotation, biological process: regulation of dendrite morphogenesis. The transcript is spliced from 32 exons.